This is a messenger RNA of Penicillium brasilianum, 2862 nucleotides long. The record is from the annotation of a GenBank genome assembly. Lineage: Eukaryota; Fungi; Ascomycota; Eurotiomycetes; Eurotiales; Aspergillaceae.
CUCAUGUUAUUUGGUGAUUGACAGAGGUGUCGAUUUCUUGUCAGCCUCAGUCAUGCCAAUCAACCCUGGAGCUCCAGCUCCACCAGCUUUCGAGCCGUGCUCUGGUGUGUCCUGCGACGAUCCCCGUCGGCCAGGCCGGCGGACUCUACAUGGAAUUCACUCGGAGAAGCCUGAAUGAUGGUGGUAUUCUCUAUCACUUGCUCCGGAUAUCGCACACCUGGUAAAGCACGGUCUCCCUCCAAUAUUUUAAUUCGAAACUCCCACGCUGGUCUCGACAGUUGCUUCAUCCGGGAUAGUCGUAGCCGAUCGCUACCAGAGAUUCUUUUCAGGGGCGACGGAAUCGAACAAUUCCCAGAGUUCCGCACCCCACUAGUCCCACCACUUACAAUACUUUGUCUCUACUCCACAGCGCUGGGCCCAAGGACCGGACAAUAUGUGUUCCUGGCGACGAUUGGGGUCUUUUUCCACGCGACCUGCCACGCAGGCCAUGUCCAUCCAUUGUGGAUAUUGACUAUGCGAAACACGCUGCCAAGACCGAUCGGCCCGCCGAUCCUCUCGCCUUAGACUGAAGUGUGUUAUGAGAUAUGCGUCGUGGUUGGAUGGAAUAUCGGGACUUGAUUGUAACCUACUGAUUUCACGUACCCCUGCAGUAUCAGAUUAGGCCUUCUUACUCGAGGAGGACUAUGACCUUAUUCACCCACGUCGCAAAUUGCAGAUGAAACCUCCGUCCGGCCCUGUCGCGGGGACCCUUGAUUUUAUGUCAAAGAUUUGCAGAGAGAUGAAGAGCUUUACCGUCGGUCCACCCAAUGACGAUUGCCAAGCCUGGUUAUCCAGACUUUUGAGGUGUCGUUGUUGCGCAUAACAAGAUAGCCGAGAGACGAUCAUCUUCGUUGGGCUGCCUGGUUGGAUAACGACCAGCAACCAACCCACUAACCAUCCACGCGUGGGACGGCAAUGAUCUUCAGGGCUAUCGCUUCUAUCACGGAGUUUCGGCGGAUGAAGAUGGAACGAUGCUAGGCUGAUUUUUUAAACGAGCAGCUCCCCGAGAACGAUGGAUGUGCUAGAUGUUCUGGAAAAGCACGUCUUUGCAGCUCCCACUGCCGUCACUCUUUUAUCUACACUCAUCCUCUCGUUUUCAUUGAUACCCAUUGUCCUUCUUUAAUAGGCAUAGCGCUUAACCCUUGUCUGUACUGAACCUUCCCAACCUGUGAGCGGCUAUGGCUCCAUGGCGGUAUAUUGCUGGCAGCACGCUGCUACUGUCCUCACUCAGUGCGGCGGCUUGGCCAUACUCGACAUAUACUUCGAUGAACUUCCAGCCGCCGAAACUUGAAGUCAACAAGACCGGCACUGCUGAGCCGGGUUACCUCUUCCUCGGCCCUCGUGGCGGUGUCCAGCCUGCUGGUCAGGCGGCACUAAUUUACGACGACGAAGGCAACUUGGUCUAUGAAGGCCCUGAAGAGGUAACCGCCAACUUCCGCGUUCAACGACUGAAUGGCCAGGACGUUAUCACUUUUUGGUCUGGCACAAUGAUGGACCUGGGCUUCGGAUAUGGAGCCGUGCACAUCCUCGACAACACGUACAAGGAGAUCCAUACCGUAACUUUGACUGGCGCCUUCGUCACUCCGGACAGCUCGCCCAGGGACUCGUACAUUGACUUACACGAGAGCCAUAUCACUUCUCGCAACACUCUGCUGGUGACUGCCUACAAUGUGACACAGCACGAUCUGACCACCCUCGGUGGAAACUCUUCAGAGUGGAUGCUUGAUAGCCACUUCUACGAGAUCGACAUCUCCACUAACCAGAUUCUUUACUCCUGGAGUGCUCUUGACCAUGAAGACCAGAUUCCCUUGAACUCUUCGCACCAAAAGCUGGGUGCCGACGUUGGCUCCCAGGAGAAGCCUUACGAUGCCUACCACAUCAACUCUAUCACUGCCACCAACAACGGUUACAUGGUAUCCUUGCGCCACAUGUGGUCCGGCUAUUAUCUCUUCCCCAACGGCAGCAUCAACUGGCAGCUGGACGGCGCGAACGGUGGCGAAUUUGCACAGGUCGGCAACGCGAACUUCAGCUGGCAGCAUGAUAUGCGUGUGUACAACGAGACCGACGAGGGCCUUGUUCUCAACCUAUUUAACAAUGCCAACACCCCGACUGACUCCGAGACCCCAACGACUGGUGUCAGCCUGGCCGUUGACCUAUUGAACAAGAAGGUUACUGGUUUGCGCUCCCUAACCGAUCCGAACGAUCCCAUCCAUUCAGUCAGCCAAGGCAGCUACCAGCUGCUCAACGAGGCCGACGGACACGUCUUCAUCGACUACGGCUCUAUCUCCAAAGUCAAAGAGUUUGAUGGUGACGGCAACGUUGUGUUCAGUGCACAGUUCGGCCCAGAUAAUGCUGUCGCAUCGUACCGCGGCUAUCGCUGCCAAUGGAGCGCCGUCCCAUUCUGGAAACCCUCUUUGACGGUGGACAAGACCAGUGACGGCAUCACCGUGUAUAUGAGCUGGAAUGGUGCCACUGACUAUGAUAACUGGGUUGUCUACUCGGUUGUCUCUGCCACCUCGGUCAAUAGGACGCAGAUUGACAUUGCGAAGCGCACCGGCUUUGAGACUGCGGUUAGUCUUGGUACUCUGUCCUCUAGCUUUGUUCAGGUUGCUGCCCGUCGGGGUUCAACGGUUCUUGGUACCUCCGAGAUUGUCUCUUUCUAAGUCGGAUGUCCUCUAUAUAUAUAUACUUUUGCGUGGGUAUCUGUAGCUGGGGUGUCUCAAUGUGGCUCUUCGAGCCUCUGAUCUUUUCUUUCUGUAUAUAUUUCUCCUGAAUAUAGGCGUAAAUAGUCUAUUUAUUUCCAUGCACUCAUACUUUAUCCCG